AUGACAGGUGAUAUUUAUGCCUUGCAACCUGAAAUGCUGGACCAUCCUUACAGGAAACCAGCUCUAUCUCAAAUCCUCACCAGCACCAGCCAAGUGACAUCUCCAGAGCCUUCUGAGAGAGAUGCUCCAGCAAGACCUGCUCAGAUGCUGCUUCAUCAAAUCCUAGCAGAUUAUCAGCAGUUACAACAGGGUAGCCCCAGCUACUCUGAAGUAAAGAGCAGGUGCCAGUACCUCCACCAAAAGCUGUCCCAUAUUGAGAGCCACAUAUGUGAAUAUGACAAGCAGUUGCCUUGGUGCACGCAAGUCCUCAGUGUCAGAGCAGCUCUUGGGCUUGCUCAGUGCAGGAGCAUCCUCCUGCUUGAGGCUUUGUCGGUGGGCAGCUGCACACUGACAGGAGCCUUGUUUUUUCCUCAUUUUACAGCACACUCUGCAAACUUGCACAGCCGUGCUCCAAUGAUGGAGAAACUGGCUGCUGCAGUUUGCACACUUGGUGGAAUUUCUUAUUCUGUCUAUUUCUUGACUAACCUGGCACGUCACGUGACCCGUGUAUUCCGAGGUGCCGAUCCUGAGAGCACGGAACCAACAACAGACUCUCCUCUGGCUCCCAGUGCUUGUGGAGAAGAGGCCAAAGAGGAGCAAACUGAGCAGACGCCUCCAGCUGUGGUCACACCACAGCCGGAUUCUUCCGAGGCAGUCCUUCCAGACAACGAGCAUGAGCAGACUGUUUUAUCAGAGAUGCCAUGCUGGCCAUGCCAGAUUCAAGAGGAGCUGUUUCCAGCCAAAGAACAGGAAGAGCAGCUCAGGCAGCAGGUGGCAGAGCCACAGGAGAAUGGCCAGACCAUCGAGGCAGAGCCACAUGCAGAGCUGCCUGAAGCUCAGCGUGACCUCAUAGUAGUGAAGAGGAGGAACAAGGAAGAGAUGAGAAGAAUUGAAGAUCACUGGAAUCUCCAUCGACAGAGAGGCGAUCAACAAACCCAGGUGAGGGUAAGAGUGGCAGGCACUCCACUCCUGAAACAUCCUCUCUCUUGCUCUUCCCAGAACUUUGGGGAGAAGCUACAGGCAGAGCUGCAGGAAACUGAGGCUAGGAUCAAGGCAAGGGAGAAGAGGCUGGAGGAAGAAAUGAAAAUUGCCAAAGAGAAAAUGUAUCUCCUCCUUCAGAAGCAAGAGGCUCUAGAAAAACAAGUGGCCAUAAAGAAAAUAAAUAUCGCAGGACUCGGGAAUAAGCAGUUAACCAUUAAUGAAAUCAAGAUCAUGAAGAGGAACAGGAGUCUAGGUGUUGUAAAUUAUUUAGACAGCUACCUGGUGCAUGAGGAGGCCUGGCUGGUGAUGGAGUACAUGGAUGGAGGCACCCUGAGCGAUGUCAUCUAUGAGACUCGCAUGGCUGAAGAUGAGAUCGCAGCUGUCAGCCGGCAGUGCCUACAAGGACUGGAUUUUCUUCACUCGAACCAUGUGAUUCAUCGAGAUGUGAAGAGCCGCAACAUCCUUCUCAGAACUGAUGGCUCUGUCAAGCUGGCUGAUUUUGGCCUCUCUGCUCAACUCACUGCUGAGCAGAGCAGACGGAGCUCGGUGACCGGGACUCCUUGGUGGAUGGCGCCUGAAGUGGUGACAGGUCGACCAUAUGGUCCCAAAGUGGACAUAUGGUCGUUUGGAGUUGUGGGAAUGGAAAUGGUGGAGCAAGAAGUUCCUUACUGGAAGGAAAGUAGUCGCUCGGCUCAGUUCCUGAUAGCCACAGAAGGGAUGCCACAGCUGCAGCAGCCAAACCUAAUCUCGCCUUGGCUGCGUCACUUCCUGCACUGCUGCCUGCAGAGAGACGAGGCGCGGCGCUGGUCUGCCAAGGAGCUCCUGCAGCAUCAAUUUGUAACAUCAGCCAAGCUUGCGUCCAGCCUGGUGCCACUCAUCCUUGCAGUAAAGAAGCGGAAGGAGGAGACAAGAAUGUGA
This is a messenger RNA of Prinia subflava (tawny-flanked prinia), 1938 nucleotides long. RefSeq names its product serine/threonine-protein kinase PAK 1-like. Gene Ontology annotation, molecular function: ATP binding; protein serine/threonine kinase activity. The record is from RefSeq and is a predicted model, not a curated record. Lineage: Eukaryota; Metazoa; Chordata; Aves; Passeriformes; Cisticolidae. Gene Ontology annotation, cellular component: cytoplasm. Gene Ontology annotation, biological process: intracellular signal transduction; regulation of MAPK cascade; protein phosphorylation.